Molecule: messenger RNA, 1443 nt
Organism: Beta vulgaris subsp. vulgaris (sugar beet)
Lineage: Eukaryota; Viridiplantae; Streptophyta; Magnoliopsida; Caryophyllales; Amaranthaceae
Exons: 3
Coding region: 254-1099 (281 amino acids)
Source: RefSeq, a predicted model, not a curated record
UGACUGUUUUGAUUUUUAAAAAAACACAAAAGUUGGGAUAUUCUCCCCCAAAAUUCCCCACUAUGACCUCAUAUAUCACCACUUGACCGUAAAUUUAGCUCUUCACAAUUCCCACCAUCCCAUCUUUCCCUACAAAUACCAGAAAAUGAGUUUUUAACAUACACAAAUUAAACACACAUAAAUUCUUAGUUUUUUAACAAGAUAUAAUACAAAAUCUUUCCUUUUUUUUUUUGUCUUCAAGAUAUAAGAAAUUAUGGGUAGUUUAGAGGAAGAAAAACUCUUGGAAAUGGUUCAUGAUUUCAUUGAAUCAUCAGACUCAAUAAAUUCAUCAUCUUCUUUGUUAUCUCACAACUUGUAUAAUUCUUCUACUUCACAAAAAUAUGUUCAUUCUUCUACAACAUAUUUUACUCUACAAGAAAUUCUAAGGAAGAAGACAGAAGUAGAGAAAGAAAUAUUGGACAAGGUAGUGAAACAUAUGAAAAAUAAGAUGGAUAUGGAGAAAACAAAUGGGCUUAAACAAUGGCUUGUUAAAUGCCUUAAGUUUGAUGGUUUUCGUGCUUCUCUUUGUUACACUUCUUGGCUCACUACCCCUUCAUGUCCUUGUGGAAAUUAUGAGUAUAUUGAGAUAAUGAAGGAAGAUCAUGCAAAAGGAGGGUCCAAAAGAGUAAUAGUAGAUAUUGAUUUCAAGUCUCAAUUUGAAGUAGCAAGACCAACACAAAGUUACACAAAGCUAUCAAACAAACUUCCAAUGAUAUUUGUUGGAUAUGAAGACAAAUUAAACAGGAUAAUCUCUAUACUAUGCUCUGCUGCAGAAGAUUCCCUUAAAGAGAAGGGCCUACACAUUCCUCCUUGGAGAAGAGCCUCUUAUAUGCAGUCCAAAUGGAAACUCUCAAGUCCCACCCAUUAUAACAAAUACUCGAAAAAUAACAGUAACGAUAACAAUAACAAUAAUAAUGACGAUAAUAAUUAUCGGCAUUCGAGAUUAGAGAAAUGGGUUCCUCAAAAUGUGACAGUGAAAGGGAGGAGAAGAGAAUUGGGUGGUGGACGAGGGUCUGGAUUAAGCAAUCAGUUUUCCAACUUGAGCAUCAAUUGUUGCUAAAUUUAAGAAAAAAAAAGAGUACAUUGUGAUUUGUUUUUUUGGUGUUUGCACCCGAUUCAUCUUUCGGGCUACAUCCGGAUCGAGGUUAAGUUCGGGGUGGUUAAGUUCUAUUCCUCUCCCAAGGAUGUUGCGGGGAUUCGAACAUGGUUCCGUCCUACCAAAGCCAGUCCCCAUAACCACUGGGUCAAUACUUACUUGGUAGUACAUUGUGAUUUGUGAGUGUACAAUAAUCAAUUUUUGGUCUUAUUAUGAUUCAUAUUUUUGUGAGAAUAAAUGAUGGUAUGUACUAUGUACUAUGUACAUUAAAGAAAUAAAGAGUGAGACAGAUUAAAGGUUGUCACCAA